Molecule: messenger RNA, 415 nt
Organism: Plectropomus leopardus (leopard coralgrouper)
Lineage: Eukaryota; Metazoa; Chordata; Actinopteri; Perciformes; Serranidae
Source: RefSeq, a predicted model, not a curated record
UUUUUCUUUUUAAAUUUAGGGAUAAGACUUCUUUUUUAAGACUUGAAGUUAGGUGAUGGUGGUGGGAGCGUCAGGACAACAAUUCCCACCAUCCACUGCGUCUGAAGCUCGAAGUCGUCAUUUCCGCAGCUGCGCAGUCCGGAGCUGGCGGCACGUUGGGGAGGCAGACAUGGCGGACGGCGCAGAGGAAAACGUGAAGCCAAACUCAGAAGAAAGUCUCGAAGCUUCGAGCGGAGAAGAAGAAACCAGUCCGGGAGACGGCGGAGAAACCAGCGCGGCGGCGAAGACCUUCAGAGACCUGGGCGUCACUGAGGUCCUCUGUGAGGCCUGCGAUCAGCUGGGAUGGAAAAGUCCGACAAAGAUCCAGAUCGAAGCGGUUCCUGUGGCGCUGCAAGGUGAGCGGACAGGUACACAG